Messenger RNA from Branchiostoma floridae (Florida lancelet), 2300 nucleotides. RefSeq names its product cytochrome P450 4F2-like. Gene Ontology annotation, molecular function: iron ion binding; oxidoreductase activity, acting on paired donors, with incorporation or reduction of molecular oxygen; heme binding. The transcript is spliced from 13 exons. Bases 229 to 1716 code for a protein of 495 amino acids. NCBI's taxonomy places the organism in Eukaryota, Metazoa, Chordata, Leptocardii, Amphioxiformes, Branchiostomatidae. The record is from RefSeq and is a predicted model, not a curated record.
UACAAAAAUCUUCAGCAAGUUGAAGUUGGUAGUCUCAAAUCACCUCAUAUGACGUCCUUGCUCAAACGAAAGAAGAAGAAGAAGACGUAAAUUGAUAGUCCUGUCAAUGUACUUUAUUUGGGUAAGCAGGCGUCACCCUUGACCUUUAACCUCUCGCCGAGUUUCCCAGCCUGACCUGGCCAGGCGAGGUGGACAGCUGAGGGACAAGAAAGUGAAAGUAACAUCGCCAUGGGUGUAGGACCAGCAGUUGUUGCUGUGUUGGCAGUGCUGCUGACACCUGUCCUGUACCUGCUGAUUUCGUUCCUGAGAGUGGUGGCCUGGUCACGGAGAACAGGGAAGGUGUUAGAACAGUUCCCUGGACCCACAAAACACUGGCUGUACGGAAACCUGCAUCAGUACAACCUACCUGAGGAGGAGGGGCUGUUACAAGCCUUGGAGUUUGCUGAAAAGUAUGGCAAGGUGUUCCGCCUGUGGUGGGGCCCGGUUAGACCAUGUCUGACAGUCGUACAUCCUGACACAGCUAAACAGAUACUGAGAAAGUCAGGAGAUGGACUUAUACUGUCUAAGGGCGCUCAGUGGUCACGUGACCGACGACUGCUGACUCCAGCCUUCCACUUUGAGGUGUUGAAGCCAUACGUCGCUGUGUAUAAUGAGGGGGCGGAUAUUUUACUGAAAAAACUGGAUACUUGCUCCAAGUCGGGAGAAAGUUUUGAGACGUUCAGUGCUCUGAGUUUGUGUACGCUGGACAUCAUCCUCAGAUGUGCUUUCUCUUACCAAGACGACAUUCAGACAAAAGGAGCCAGCCAUCCCUAUGUGGCAGCCAUUAAGGACCUGAUGCGCAUCAUAUUCUACAGAGCUGUGAGACCUCACCUGUACCCAGACUUUAUCUUCUACCUGACUAAGGAGGGAAGGGACUUUAAGAAGCUCUGUGCAUAUGUGCAUCAGCUGGCAGAUGACAUCAUCGCAAAGAGAAGACAAACUUUGGAAGAUUCUAAAGAAGCAGGGAAGGAAGAAAUCACCGAAUCCAGAAGAAAACUGGAUUUCCUAGACAUCCUUCUGCAUGCCCAAGACGAAGAUGGAAACACCUUAAGCGAUGUGGAAAUAAGAAAUCAAGCCAACACCUUUAUGUUUGCAGGCCAUGACACGACAGCCAGCACCACGUCCUGGGUCCUAUACUCCUUAGCUACCCACCCCGAACAUCAGGAGAGGGUGUAUCAGGAAGUAAAGGGCAUUCUGGGAGGAAGAGAACCUGCUCACCUGGAAUGGGAGGACUUGUCCAAUCUGAAGUAUUUGACCCUGUGCAUUAAAGAAGCCAUGAGACUGCACUGCCCUGUACCCAUCAUCGGGAGACAGAUCUCUGCACCGAUAGAAGUGGAGGGAAAGGUGCUUGAAGUAGGGACAAUCACAGAUGUCAACAUAUGGAACAUUCACCAUAACCCUACUGUGUGGGGGGAUGACCAUAUGGAGUAUGAUCCAAGCCGGUUCUUACCAGAAAACAUGAAGGAUAAAGACCCAUAUGCCUUCAUCCCAUUUUCUGCUGGUCCAAGAAACUGCAUCGGGCAGAACUUUGCUAUGAAUGAAGAGAAAGUCUUGAUCUCCAGAAUCAUCCACAAGUUCAAGUUGGAGGUCGUUCCUGACCACCCGGUAGAGAAGGUCGCAGAAAUCGUCAUGAAGGCCAAGGAUGGAAUCCUGCUCAAGGUCAUCCCAAGGACAUAAUGGUGGACAGAGGGAACACUGCAUGGUGGUCAAGAGCUGCUACCAUAUAACUAUCUCACAUGCCACUAUUAUUGCACAAACUCACAAUGGUUCAAAAGCGCUGCCUAGCAGUUAAAAAUAUUAUUGCAUCUGAAUCUGAUCUUCAAAUACCAUCAUUGCCAUACAUAGGUUUGGUAGCCUGUAUUUGUCUAAGUGAUAACUAAUUCAUCAUCAGAAAAUGUUAUGUUGAAUUGAUAAUGUGAUGUGAUUGUUAAGGAAUCUGAAUUUGUCUUAAUGGCGUCUUUAACGUUAUAGCUUUUUAGAUCAUUCACACAUUAUUAAGCGGAUUAUGGAUAAUGCUUCUCAUUAUGUGAGAACAACGUAUAGUCAGACGCAUAUCUGCCAAGUUGUUUCAAUAAAGAUAGAAUUGGAUUUGAUUAUCAUAAUGCAUGCCUUUACAAAGGAACAAAGAGAACUGUCUACUUCAAUACCAUAUGACCAAUUUUUUCAUCACCAAGGAAAGCACCUGCUAUACUUUUUACACAUCUUUGGUUGAAAGAUCAGCAGAAUCUUCACACUGAAGACACAUCUUUUUAAAGAGAAUU